AUGGUGAAGGAUAAGUCGAAGCCGAAGGGUGCCAUGUCACCAUAUGCCGUCUUUGUGCAGUCCAUGCGCGAUGAGCACAAAAAGAAAAAUCCAUCUGCGUCAAUUGAUUUUUCCACGUUUUCUAAGGAGUGUUCUGCUAAAUGGAAGGCUCUCUCAGCCAAGGAAAAGAAAAAGUACGAAGAUAUUGCUGCUAAGGAUAAAGAACGUUAUCAAAAAGCUAUGAAAAACUAUACGCCGCCGGCUGACGGUGCCAAAAAAAGAAAAAAGAAGAAGGAUCCUGAUGCUCCGAAGAAGCCUAUGUCAGCGUUCUUCCUCUUCUGCCAAGACGAAAGACCUAAAGUUCGUCAAUCUCAUCCGGAUUGGUCGGUUGGCCAGUGUGCCAAAGAGUUGGCUUCUCGUUGGGAACAAUGCAAAAACCGGUCGAAGUACGAGACUCAGGCUUCGCAAGAAAAGGCUAAGUACCAGAAAGCCAUGGAAAAGUAUAACGCAAAAAAGGGCGACGUUAGCCCUUAG
Messenger RNA from Mesocestoides corti, 513 nucleotides. The record is from the annotation of a GenBank genome assembly. NCBI's taxonomy places the organism in Eukaryota, Metazoa, Platyhelminthes, Cestoda, Cyclophyllidea, Mesocestoididae.